Scophthalmus maximus (turbot) is the source of this 7005-nucleotide messenger RNA. RefSeq names its product slingshot protein phosphatase 1b (gene ssh1b). Gene Ontology annotation, cellular component: cytoplasm. Gene Ontology annotation, molecular function: actin binding; protein tyrosine/serine/threonine phosphatase activity. Bases 462 to 3047 code for a protein of 861 amino acids. The record is from RefSeq and is a predicted model, not a curated record. Gene Ontology annotation, biological process: protein dephosphorylation; negative regulation of actin filament polymerization; actin cytoskeleton organization. The transcript has 14 exons. Lineage: Eukaryota; Metazoa; Chordata; Actinopteri; Pleuronectiformes; Scophthalmidae.
UGUCUGACUCUCCUGUGACGUGAUCCUGUGGCUCGGUGAUUCAUCAGUGUAGAGUUGUAGAGAUUCUGCAUGUCCAACUUGAGACUGAGUUUCCACCACCUCCCCGCACUUGCGCCGUGAAUGAUGGUGUUGUGGCCGCGGAGCGUCGCAGAGGGGAACGCCGACUGCCGAAAGCACGUGCUGCGAAGAGGAGACGGGGAGCAGACGCAGCGCCACUGAGGAGGAGGAUUUUGAGGACCGAGCUGUGGGAGGAGGAGGAGGAGGAGGAGAGAGACGAAGAGGGAUGUGCCGAGACCAAGACCACGAUGAGACACGUUGAAUCAAGAUAUGUUGCCAUGGGAGGCUGCAGCUAAUAUGCUGGUUUUUAGAGGAUUGACUGGAAAUAUGUUCAUAAGAAAAGGGCCUUUUGGAGGCGAUGGAGUUUUUCUAAUCAGAUCGUAAAUAGUAGAACGAGCAGCGGGAUGCAUCUGGUCGUGAAACCCUCACCUACAGCCAUGUUGACCGUGCUGCCUCACUUUGUGGAGAAAGCUGCUCUGACUCGGAGGGAGAUCUGUCGCAUCCUCAGUGAGAGCUUCUUCAUGGUCAAAGGAGCCGCCCUCUUCCUCCAGCAGGGCGGCAAUGCACAAGGACCCGAGACCCCGAGCCACCACAAGCAUGCAGGUGAUUUACCUCAACACCUGCAGGUCAUGUUUAAGAUCCUCCGAUCUGAAGAUCGCAUCAAACUGGCUGUGCGGUUAGAGAGUGGAUGGUCGGACCGGGUGCGCUACAUGGUUGUUAUCUACACCAACGGCCACCAAGAUACAGAGGAAAAUAUCGUCCUGGGAAUGGACUUCACAGACAAAGACAAUAAAAAUUGCUCCAUUGGGAUGGUGCUGCCACUGUGGAGUGAUACCAACAUACAUUUAGAUGGAGAUGGAGGUUUCAGCGUGAACACUGCAGGGCGGUCACAUGUCUUCAAGCCUGUUUCUGUGCAGGCCAUGUGGUCCGCCCUACAGGUGCUGCACAAAGCGUGCGAGGCGUCGCGCCGGUUCAACUACUUCCCCGGGGGCAUCGCUCUCACGUGGAUGGCCUUCUACGAGAGCUGCAUCACGUCGGAGCAAAGCUGCGUCAAUGAGUGGAACGCUAUGACCGACCUGGAGACCACGCGGCCCGACUCGCCCACCAUGUUUGUCGACCGGCCGACUGAGCGAGAGAGAACAGAGUGCCUCAUCACGGCCAAGCUACGCAGCAUCAUGAUGUUUCAGGACCUGGAGAACAUCACGUCGAAGGAGAUCCGUAACGAGCUGGAGCAGCAUAUGAGCUGCAACCUCAAGGAGUACAAGGAGUUCAUAGACAACGAGAUGCUGUUGAUCCUGGGUCAGAUGGACAAGGCCACACUCAUCUUUGACCAUGUGUACUUGGGCUCUGAGUGGAACGCUUCGAACCUUGAAGAGCUACGUGACUGCGGAGUUGGCCACAUUCUGAACGUUACCAGAGAGAUUGACAACUUCUUCCCAGGGAUGUUCUCGUAUCACAACGUCCGCGUGUACGACGAGGAUGCCACUGACCUGCUGGCCCACUGGAAUGACACCUACAACUUUAUCGUCAAAGCAAAGAAGAACAAUUCCAAGUGCCUGGUGCACUGUAAGAUGGGGGUGAGUCGGUCUGCCUCGACAGUUAUUGCCUAUGCAAUGAAGGAGUACGGCUGGUCUCUGGAGAGAGCCUACAACUUUGUCAAGCAGAAGCGUAGUAUAGCUCAGCCGAACGCCGGUUUCAUGAGACAGCUGGCAGAGUAUGAGGGAAUCCUGGACGCCAGCAAACAGCGUCACAGCAAGCUGUGGAGGCCUGGUGCCGAUGAGGAGGGAUCCGAUGAUCUGCAAGCCUCUGGUGGGGAGGGGACGCCAGUGCCCAGAGAGGGGGAAGCCUGGGGAGGCUGCGGGGCAUCUCCCUGCAGGGGUACAGGUCUGGAGAUGGAGCCCCUUGACUCUCUUAAUUACAAUUACUAUUUUAGGCGUUUGUCAGACUCUGCAUUAGACAGUGAGCCCUCCACCCCAGUGCGGGGCCCCCCGCUGCUGGGUAUGGAAAGAGUUUUCAUCGAGAUUGAAGACGUGGAGAGAGAUGCCCUGCUGGAGGACGAGGGUUUCCCCAUGGCCCACCUAGCCCUGCCCGGUGAGGGCACAGCGGCGCAGACGUGUGGACGCCUCGACCCCCUGGAGGACAUGAGACUGAGACUCGAGAUCAGUACUUUGGAGGAAGAGGACGAGGAAGAGGCAAAGAAAGAGGAAGCCGAGAUGGCGGCCUUGGCUCAAACACCUGGAAGUUCAGAGGGGAAGGCUGAGAGGACGGAGGAAAGCAGGUUAGGUCUCGCAAACCUAAACACCAACAACAGCAACCGGCUCGCUGCGAAGCGCAGCUGCCCUGCAGCUUUUGACGACAGUGCUAGCACAGGAAACCCCCUAAAAGUGAAGCCCUCCUAUCAGUCCUGUAAAGACUGCCUGCGUCUGCCACAAGGUCGGCGCUGUGACCGUCCAGCAGGAGGUCGCUCCCACCGCCUUAACGCCUCCCGCCACUGCACUGUCCCUACCAUAUGCAUCGAUCCGCCCGGGACACAUUUUGCUUCCACUCCCAUUCUGCAGUCCCUGCCAGCCCCCGUUGUCAUCCCACCCGACUUGAUCCAGCCCUGUGCUCACCUCUACCGCUGUGCCACAUGCGCCCCAGGCGGCCCGCCUGCCAACCGCCAGAAACUGGUCUCGCCCAUGAGCUGCGAGGAGACGCCUCCUCGCUGCAUCUCAGUUGAGACGGAGGACAUGGACGGACCGCAGGGGGAUAACGUGGAUGUGCAAAUAUCGAGGGAGGGUACAGGGGCAAUCAGGGCCUCUGCCGCAGACGGUUUAAAAUUACAAGCUGGUGAUGCAGUGGAGCUCCAGCAGCAGGCUCUGGCCCAGCUGCGAAUGCCAGGACUGGGGAUGGACUUUGGUCUGGAACUGAUGCGACAGAGGGCGGAGCAGCUUGAAAAGCUGCCAAGCUUGGCCAUGGAGGGCCAGCUCCCAGUGGGGCCCCUGCCGUAAAGGAGGGAGCUGGAGGAGGAGGAUGGGGGCGUACCACUGCCUCCACCAGGUACACUACGAUGGCUGAGGGCCCUUUAGGUGACUGCCGCUGUGUUGUCGCACCAGAAAUGAAGCACUACUUUGACCUGUACUGUCGUGUUCUGGCCUCAAGCUCCACUGUAACAAGCUGCAACAGUCCUCCGUGCAUUUGCAUCUGCUGGCAUAAAGAUAAAGAUGAGGCUGGUUUGUUUUCAACAUUAUGCUAAAGGCUUGAAUGCUUCUGGCUAAAUCUGGACUGAAGACUUUCUUGUGUCCUUCGCUUGUCUCACAAACCUGAUCGAGGCCUGUCUGGUUCUCUUCCAGACUAGCCCGCCCCACCACACACACGCGGGAUCAUCACACUCCGCCACAGGCCAGCGGAGAUAGUGGCGGUUUAUAAGAUCUACUUGUUGUUCCUUUCUGACUCCUGGGAGAGCUGCAGUUAACACUGAUGUUGAUGGAGACAAAAAAAAUACCUGGCGUGAACACGCUGCUGUCGGUGUACUGUAUGUUUUAACAAUCCACCUCAUCAACAGUAUCAAAAGGAGCUCGAUGAAUUUUCGACGUUGAGCCUGUUUGAUUGCGGCCACUAUCUCCUUGUGUUACCACUGAUAAACAAAUGUCCCUCUCAACUUCACCUGCAUUUCCCUGCUGCAGCUGCUUUUGCAACAUGACUGGGCACUCCAUGUGAACGUCAUCAUCUUCUUUCUUUUUUUUCCAAAAAGGAUGAGAUUUUUUAUGCUACCUUGGAAAAAGCGUGUACCUCGGACCACAAGCAUCUCGGACUGUUUUGGUCAAAGACUUUUUUUUUUGUGUGUGUGUGUGUGUGUCUCUGCUCAGUGGCUGGUUCACCAUGACCCGUCCAUUAGCGUUAAUGUAAUUAUGUCCUUCAAAUGCUCAGUUCAGCCUUGCAUGACUUUGCAGCACUACAAAGCAUAUCCUCAACAUGCACAGGCAGCACACAUGUUGAAAGUCACCAUUAAUUUUCACCAAGUUUUUGAAACACUAAAACAUUUUAUGAUUCACAAGACGAAAAAAUGGCAUCAAAAAAAAGAAGAAAAAAACUCUAUUUCACUUUUAUGCCUGAAAGAAUAAGAAUAAAUAUCACUCUUAGUCAGAUAAACUCUGAUAACCAAAGCCAUAUCAUGUUGCCAGGUUCAGUUUAAUCACCUUCACAAUUAUAGCCAAUAAAGAAGAGGGCACAGUUUCCUUUGACCAGUUAAACCUACUUUUCUUACCUUGUUACCACGUCUGAAUCUGGGCAGCCAUUUAUCUCGGUAGCUCCGCAGGUUAUCUUUUGGUAAUAUGUUGGAAAAACGCUUUUCUAACUUCCGUUUCCCUAACCCACAAAUGUUUGCAAUGGCACACCAAUCGUGUACAGCUUUAGCACUUCAGCACAACUCUAGUAUCCACUUGCACAGUGCACAGGCUUAUUUCAGAUGCAAAGCUACAUUUAACCAGAAUUCAUCUAAGAGCACUAAAGCAAGACAUCGGAAAUUAAAAAUUUACGAAAUGCUUAAGAGUGGUUACUGUGGAGUCCAUUGCCUAUAAGAGUCAUUUAUUUAAUCUAACAAUCAUCGGAAGGCUAAAGUCAUCAGCAGAUGCUGCCGUAAACUUUUGUUGAUAAUUUACUGUUUUUGUAAAAACAUGAAUGAAACUCUGGUUAACUUGCCAUUAUUCUGACCUUCAAAUUACAAAAUGAAAUGCUUCCAUUUACAGUGUGAUAAUUACAAAAAAUAUUCAUUAAUUUCCUGAAUGUUAGAUUUCCUUAUAUUUCAAGUAACCUAUCAAGGAACCUGCAAAGCUCAGCUUCAAAGCUUUUAGUAAGCCUUACUCUUCUACCCCUGCAGUCAGUCAUUUCUUCAUUUGCUAUUUAAACUUUUGUUUUCAUACUUCACAUGUUCAAACAGCUUGAGGCCUAUUUUUAAACUUGUUCUGUUUAAAUUUGUGCCGCCAAUCCAAAGUUGCUGUGCCACAGUUAAUCUGCAAGUUCAUCUGUUUGAUCGAUGUUGUGUCGCCCACACACUGGGUGUGCUCGAGUGGUCCUGAAUGAUGCCGAUGUCUGUUUGCAGGGAAAAAGCACAUGCAAGUUUUGAUACCGUGUUCAAAGAUCCGAGUGCUUCGGAAGAGAUGGCAACUGUGCAAAGAAUGAAUGCAAGCCAUUUAAUCACCUUUUUUCAACAUUUAUGUUAUUUUGUGUAGAUUUUGCUUUUCUUUAAAUGGAUCCGUGUAGACAGACGACGGUAAUGCAUCCUCUGCCCCUUCUCCUCCCUCAACUGGAUCACAGGGAGCUGCAGGUUUGCUCCACUAGUUAGAUUUAAGUAAUGUGGUUUUGCCUUUAACCUGUUCUCCCCCUCACGUUGCCAUUUGAGCCUGGCGUGACAACAGCACUUACAGAAAGUUUCGAGCAGAAGGUUGCAGUUGCCAUAAGGUAGUCCAUGAAUAAUGCAGCUAUAAAGAAUUAAUAACUGUUACAAAGUGAGAGAUCUUGCUUGUGGCUGUGAAAGACGGAUUAAGGGAAUUAAAGCUAGUCUGGUUCUGUCUGAACGUUUUCAAAAAGUCCUCCGACUGGCACUUCUAAAAGUUCGGUAAUUAAUACUUUAUAUUUAAUUUGUACGAAAACUGUGAGAUGUAGUGGUGCUGUUGAGGCAGAUUUUCCUUUGACUGUACUGUAUAGAAAAAACCCAGGUUAGCUGUUUCUCCAUUUCAGCUACAACUCCACAUUUAAGAUAACACAAGAAAGAGACAUCAUCUCCUCUAACUCUAUGAAACCUGCGUCUUAAAAUCCUCAAAUAAUUCCCUCGAUAUAAUCUUAGUAUAAUUCUAAUUCAAACCAGUGUUUUCGGGUGAGCCUGACGAGGGUGCUUGAUAUUCGUGCGAUGUUACCGCUCACUAAGUCCUUCCAUUUUGUGUUCCCAGACCACAGCACUGAUGUUUGGUUGUUUGCUUCAUGUGUUGAAUUUGUUUUUGCAUUUAAGUGCCUUAACCUCGGCCUUAGCUCCGCCACAAAGCAUCGCAGGCUUGGCAAAGUUUGUGUGUGUGUUGAUGGUCUGAUUUAUUUUUUAUUUUUUUGUACAUUACUUAUCCUCACUCCCAAUAAUAACCAUGCUCCCUUGCAAUGUAUAACUUGGCACAUAAUAUGAUGUAUGCAAACACACAUAAUCUCAUGCACAGCAGCCUCCUCUCCCUCAAUACACUUCCAUUUAUUAUUAGCCUAUAAUAAUAUUGUAAUUGUUUGAUAUUGUUGAAACUUGUGGUUCACGGUAUUGGUUCAAUAGCUGGCUGAAGAACCUUACUUGCUGGAAGGAGAACUAUGAUUUACAUUGAAACUCAACAUAGGGACAAGAAAGAUUGAAGUCUCUGAGAUUUGCCAGGCUGUAUAUAUUUUUCUCUUCUAUUUACCAUUGAGUACAUUAGCUUGCAGAUGUGGUCAAUAUUAAGAAAAGCACUGACAAUGCUACUGUGUCUUGCGAAAUACUUAAAAUUUACUUCUUGUGUUUCCAGCACAGCAAAAAAAAAAUUUGGGGGCCAUCUCUAAUUUAGUCAAAUGACUUCAGGCUCCGUUAAAAAUGGAAAUGAUUGGUUAUUUUUUUAUUGAAUUAUUCCCAGGCAGCAGGCAACACACUGACAAUCCUACUUAAGGGCCAGAGAUUGAGGCAGGACAUUAAGACAUACUGUAAUUUCAGGGGGUGGGGGGGCAUUUAUGGAGUGUAUUCAUAGAGCACAAGUUUGCCCCAAAGCAUGUGAGUAUGAGAUGGGUGGAAAAUAUAUAGAACAUGAAAUACCUACCUGGGAGUAAGAUUUUGUUGAUUGUCUUUGUUAACUUUUGUGUACUGUACAUUGCCAAUGUUCAUGUGUAAUGCACUUUUUUUUUUACAUUUUGUUAAAAGGAUGUCCAGUCUAAUGUUUAUCAUGGAAAUAAACCAUUUCCUCUGCAUAA